AGAGACAAAUGGAAGAUUUGUUUCAUAUUCAAUUCUACCGCUAAGAGCCUAAGAUAUCCAUGGCUGAUCUUUCUAGAUUGAUUCAACGGCCAGGGGAAUCUUCUAAAAAUUAUCUUAUGCGAUUUAGAAAAGCCAAGAUGAAAUGUCAUGUUGCCUUACCAGAGCAAGAGUUCGUGAAGCUUGCUCAGAAUGGUUUAGACAUUGAACUUCGAAAGAAGUUUGAGGGGAUGGAAUUCAAAGACUUUUUUGAGCUCUCUUAUAAGGUCUUUGCUAACAAGCCAGUAACUUGUCCUAAUCUAGUGAAAGUCACUCAACAGGUUGAGGCAAUUGCAAAGCGUUUCUCGUAUGAAUCUGGGAGACAAUACACAUUUGAUGAUAAGAUUGACAAUGGGCUGCUUCGUUUCCUUGAAAAACCCAAAGAAGCCAUGGGGGUUAAUGAGAAUCCUUUCCCAAAUGUAGAUGUUGGGGUGAUUGAGAAGGAAAGGGAACGUCAUGCCCAACUAAAUCAAAGGCUUGGGGGGCAACGCCAUGCUGCCAAAAUCUAUGCAUCUGGAUCUAGGAUGAAGGAGGCUCGGCAUACAGAUCGCUCUCAUAUGGUUAAGCCUCCACAGCAACCUCCAAGUAAAAGUUGGGAGAAGCCAGAAGUGCCACCUCCUAAGCUCACCUCAUUGAUCAUCAAUGAAAAUGAGUUGAAGGCAACCUUUGAAGCAGAUCAGCAAGCGGAGUUGACUAGCGAUGAUAAUCUUCUUGAAGACAUGGGUGUUCUGCAGAUUAGCGGCAUCUCUAUUAAUCUCUCUUGUUUGAUUCUCAUGUUGCCUUUGGUUUUUCGAGCUAAGGGCAGCGAGAAUACCCAUGUUCCUACCUCUGUUUCCAAGGGCAGCAUGGUUGUUGAAGAAGAAGUGAUAGAGGUUCCAGCCCAAGAAAAGGAAAAUGAGCAUGAUAUCUUCUCAGAACAAAUUAUCUUUAACAAACCAGAUGAAAGUGUGGACGUGAUUGGAUCCAUUAGAAUUUGUGUGUUCCAUCUAGUCUCCAUCAAAGACUCAUUUUUUGGAAUGGAGGCAAAAUUGAGACAAGGAAGACCUCGUGAAAUCACUGCUUACAACAAGCCUACCUUGGCUAAGUAUGUGGUUGACGAGAUUGCUUCAGGUGUAAAAAUGCCUGAAGGCAUCUUGGAGAAAGUGAUCGUCAUUGAAAAACGUAUGCUGCCUUCAAUUCAUCAAAGAAGGAUAACGGUGGAAGCAUGCUCAUUAGAUGUCACGCCUACAGACUGGAGGCAUCCAAUAAUAGAACAUUUGAGGAAUCCUAGUUCUAAAACAUCAAGGAGAAUGAGGAUGCAAGCUUUAAACUAUGUGCUAUUGGGGGAUGUCUUGUAUUGUAAAGGGCAGGAUGAAUUAUUAUUACGCUGCCUCAGUCUUGAUGAAAGUUGCCAUGUGAUGUUAGAUGUUCAUAAUGGUAUCUGUGGUGCUCAUCAGGCAGUUUUCCAUGAGUUUCCCCCUUGGAUCCCGUCGGCUUCCUCACCAGCCAAGCUCGGGUUCUGCUGGCUGGAAUUCUGGGGAUGAAUUUGGUAGCCCUUUUAAAUGUGUUUGUGCUUGGUUUAUGUAGGAAUUUUGUUAAUUAGGCUGUUGUGAUGUUGUGUAGGAGUAAUCCCGUGGCUUAGCCAUUGUUGGCCAAAGCCGUGGGUCUCCAUUGCUUGUCCAGGAAAUUGGAAUGAAUUUUGGUAGCUUUAAGCUAUGUUUUAAGUGUGGUUUAAGUAGAAAAGUAGCUUGUUAUGAUUGUUGUGAGAUUUUGGAGAGAAACCCCGUGAAUUGGCUAUGUUUUGCCCAUUUUGGAAGUUGAAGUUACUGUUCACGGUGCUGUUCACGAUACUGUUCAUAGGCACUGUUCACACACGGGCACUGUUUACACAUCGAGGGUUAACGAAUAACGGGGAUUUAAAGGUUUAGUUUGUGAUAUAAGAAUGAAUUUGGAGAUGUCCGGUUAUGUGGAGAUUGAUAGAAAUGGCACUGUGAUGGGCAGUGCUAAUGAUGAUUUCACUGUGAAUUUGUGGUGGUAUGGUUAUUAAUCGUGGAAUAUUGUGAUUAGGUUUUGAUUGUUCUGUCACCGUAGCACUUGGGUUAGCCUUCUGUUAUGUGCGAGUAAGGAAGCGAAACCGAGGGUGGGGAAAACCAAGGGGAGUGACGAGUUAGAAGGCUAGCCAUCUUGUAAAGUGAAUAUAGAUUUGAGAUGUAGAUCGUGAUCUUAAGAGUUAGAGUGUAUGUGGAGAUUUUUGAUAUCAGAGCAGACUGUUAAGAUUUUAUCUUAAGAUUUUGUGGUAUCAGAUUGUGAUUUGAAUAAGUUCCAAGCCUUGUG
Rubroshorea leprosula is the source of this 2349-nucleotide messenger RNA. Lineage: Eukaryota; Viridiplantae; Streptophyta; Magnoliopsida; Malvales; Dipterocarpaceae. The record is from the annotation of a GenBank genome assembly.